Manis pentadactyla (Chinese pangolin) is the source of this 2836-nucleotide messenger RNA. It is a transcript of the gene DBR1, whose product is annotated as debranching RNA lariats 1. Gene Ontology annotation, cellular component: nucleus. The record is from RefSeq and is a predicted model, not a curated record. The transcript has 8 exons. Gene Ontology annotation, biological process: mRNA splicing, via spliceosome. Lineage: Eukaryota; Metazoa; Chordata; Mammalia; Pholidota; Manidae. Bases 156 to 1790 code for a protein of 544 amino acids. Gene Ontology annotation, molecular function: RNA lariat debranching enzyme activity.
GGAAACCGGAAGCGAUUUAUAUUGCCGCAGACUCAACCAGCCUGUGGCUGCGUUACUGUUGGCGGGAGCAGGGCGAAGUGUCAGGUCCUCGCUGCUCGGCCCGGGCCGGCGCUGGUCCAGCGAGCUGCGGGCAGCUCCCCGCCGCGGGCGGCAGGAUGCGGGUGGCUGUGGCCGGCUGCUGCCACGGCGAGCUAGACAGGAUCUAUGAGACGCUGGCGCUGGCCGAGCGGCGCGGCCCGGGGCCGAUAGACCUUUUGCUGUGCUGCGGCGACUUCCAGGCGGUGCGCAACGAGGCCGACCUGCGCUGCAUGGCCGUGCCGCCCAAGUACCGCCACAUGCAGACCUUCUACAGGUAUUAUUCCGGAGAGAAGAAGGCCCCAGUUCUCACAGUCUUCAUUGGGGGAAACCAUGAAGCGUCAAAUCAUUUGCAAGAGUUACCCUAUGGUGGCUGGGUGGCACCAAACAUUUAUUAUUUAGGUUUGGCAGGUGUAGUAAAAUACCGAGGCAUAAGGAUUGGUGGUAUCUCUGGUAUCUUUAAAUCUCACGACUAUCGAAAAGGUCAUUUUGAGUGCCCCCCUUAUGAUCCAGAUACAAUAAGGAGUAUCUAUCAUGUGAGAAAUAUUGAAGUUUAUAAAUUAAAACAGCUGAAGCAGCCUAUGGAUAUAUUUUUAUCUCAUGAUUGGCCAAGAAGUAUAUAUCAUUAUGGGAAUAAGAAGCAACUUCUUAAGAUGAAAUCUUUUUUUCGACAAGAAGUGGAAAAUAACACAUUAGGAAGUCCUGCUGCCUCAGAGCUUUUAGAACACUUAAAACCUACUUACUGGUUUUCCGCACACCUUCAUGUGAAGUUUGCAGCUUUAAUGCAGCAUCAGGCCAAGGAUAAAGGACAGACAGCCAAAGCAACCAAAUUCUUAGCCUUGGACAAAUGCUUACCACACAGAGACUUUCUUCAGGUAAUAGAAAUAGAACAUGACCCCAGAGCUCCUGAUUACUUGGAGUAUGAUAUUGAGUGGCUUACUAUUCUCAGGGCUACUAACAGUCUUGUUAAUGUGACAGGGCGCCUAUGGAAUAUGCCUGAAAAUAAUGGCCUGCAUGCAAGGUGGGAUUAUAGUGCAACUGAAGAAACAAUGAACGAAGUAUUGGAACAAUUAAAUCAUGACCUCAGAGUUCCAUGUAACUUUAGUAUAACAGCUGCUUGUUAUGACCCUGGCAAGCCACAAACACAAAUGCAGUUGGUUCAUAGGAUCAGUCCUCAGACUUCUGAAUUUUGUGCCCAGCUUGGCAUCACUGACCUUAAUGUCAGGCUUCAGAAGGCCAAGGAAGAACAACACUUGUGUGGCGACUCUGAGGAGCAGGAAGAUGUGGAGAGUAACGACUCUGUGGAAGACCCUAGUGAAUAUAACACAGACACAUCUGCCCUGUCCUCCGUUAAUCCAGAUGAAAUAAUGUUAGAUGAAGAAGAGGAAGGGGAAGAUAGCACUGUAAGUGCAUAUAGUGACGUGAAUACACCAUCGGUAGAACCUUCUUCUGAUCAAGCUUCUGACUUUUCUGCAAGUUUCUCUGAUGUCAGGAUCUUGCCCGGUUCCAUGAUUGUAUCUUCUGAUGAUACACCGGGUUCCCCAGCUGGCAAAGAGGGGAAACCUGGUGAGGCUGGGGAGUCGAGGGAUGGAAAGGACUUACCUGAGGUGCCGUUGAAGAGGUUGAGUGAUGAACAUGAACCACAGCAAAGAAAGAGAAUUAAGAGGAGGAAUCAAGCCAUCUAUGCUGCAGUGGAUGAUGGUGAUGCAGCAUAAGGCCAUUUACUCGUCUAAAUGUUUAAUGUAGAUACAUGAUUUUUGAGACCAUAUUUUUAGAGUUGGAUUUUUGACUCAAGAUUUAACUUUGUAAUAAUGAAAUUAUGUAAGAGAAUUUUAGCAAGAUAUCAACAUUGUCUUUAGGCCUUUGUAUGAUAAGUAUUAAAAUUUCAUAUGUUUACGGAUUGAGUGCCCUUAUUUUGGAAGACAUACAUUAUCCACUUUCAUUAUUUUCAGCACUUACUGAACACCUAAUUUGUACCAGGUACUCUUUUAUAAGAUGGCACUAUAAAGAUGAGUAAGACAGGGAUUUUUGCCUUCAAGGAGUCACUACCAUUAUAAAUACUUUGGUGUGUAAAAUAUGGCAUAUUUAUAUUUUGUUUUAUAAAGUUAAGUCAUUUUUGUCUACAUAACUAUGUAUGCUUCCUUUUCAUUUGUUAUAAAUAUUUUCCUUAGCUCUUAAUGUCUGUCUAUUGAAAUUGAAGGUGGUAGAUAAAAAUUUCAGGAAAUAAAUUACUUUGAAUACUAAACAUUGGUAAACAAAAAAUCUUAGACUUCAUUGCUGAAAUUAAUAUAACCCUGUUGACAUGUUAUAUUUCAGCUUUAGCUUUAAUUUUAAUGUAACUGUGCAGGUCAUUUCUGUCACAGUUCAGUUUAGAAUUAAUUACGCUCAGGGAUCAAGGUGCUCAAAUGCUGCCCUCAUGCUGCAUAAUGGAUUGCUAGCAUUAAAAUAGUUUUAAAGAUCCAUGUGGAAAAACUGCACCUCUGUCUCUGUUUAAAAUGCCUCGAACACCUGAGGAGAUGGUCACCCAACGCUUUGGAUCCGGAGUCAUGGAAUGCAGAGACUCUUCCAGGAUCUCAUCAUCCCACAGCAGCCAAAUUCAGGAGCCACGAUGCAGCAGUUGGCUUCCAUCUUGUCAGCAUUUGACUUGGAAAAGUCUAGGACUUCACUGCCUUCCGCUUGUUGUUUACUUUCUUUUUGUGUCGAAUGUUGAAUUCACUUAUUUUAAUUCUCUUUAUUCACAUAAAAUACUAAAAGCUACAGA